AUGUUGAAACUAUUGCUGGGUCUUUUCAUAUUGGGUCUUCAUCCACAUCCAGACAAUGGUUUGGACGGAGUCGAAUGGUAUCGAAACGAAAUGACUAAAACAGUGAUACCUCUCUACAGUACUGUCUAUCAAAUGCUGAACAAAGACAUUAUCGAACGUAUUUUACAUUUUGACGAAAAUUCAAGCGAAAUUAGUCUCAAUACUAAAGACGAAGUUAAUCACAAUCUGGAGGAUGAAGCUGUAGCAAAAUCAGAAGAAGAAAAAGAUAAUCACCAAUCUAAAGACGAAAUUCAUAGUAAACCCGAAGAACAAAGUGAGGAAGAAACAACUGAGAAAAUGACUACUGUCGAACAAGUCACCGAAACGGAUACUACUGAAAUUGAACAAAUGAGCGAACAGAUGGUAUCGGAUGAACCUUUUGAUGACAAACUCACCAUGAAUGAGCACAAUGCAAUAGAUAAAGAGAGCGGCGAGAGUAUGGACGGAUUGGCGACAACUGAAAAUCUAGAUGAUGAUAAGAAACUUAACUCAAACGAAUCAGAAGAUAUUGAAUCUGACAAAGCUGUCAAUACUAGUGAGCGUACUGAACACGCACCAGCUAUCAAUGUAGAGAACACAGCCGCAUCGUUUGUCCUACAAUAUGAUCAAGCCGAUAGUCAGCCGAGCCGAUUAAGAGGCCUCGCAAACGAAAUAAGCAUUACCGUCAAUAGUUCACAUUGCUCGUACCCUCCAAAAACACUCAAAAAACAGCUCAAAGGUCUUGUCUACUUUGAACUUGUCGUGAAUCCGCUCAAACAACUUGCUGAACAAAUGAUCAAAGAUGAAUUAAUGCAAUCAUUUAGUUUCACAACAUCAAAGAAUACCAUUGCUGCAGUUGAUCAAGUUCUCGACGGAUUGACUGAUAAACUAGAACGUUUGCCUGUUUUAGAUCAGAAAUCUUAA
Messenger RNA from Rotaria socialis, 942 nucleotides. NCBI's taxonomy places the organism in Eukaryota, Metazoa, Rotifera, Eurotatoria, Philodinida, Philodinidae. The record is from the annotation of a GenBank genome assembly.